AUGGCAUACAAAGUGGACCAUGAAUACGACUAUCUAUUCAAGAUCGUACUAAUUGGAGACUCUGGUGUUGGAAAAUCCAAUAUCCUUUCCAGGUUUACCCGGAACGAGUUUUGCUUGGAGUCUAAGUCUACCAUUGGGGUUGAAUUCGCAACCAGAACGUUACAGGUGGAGGGGAAGACUGUGAAGGCACAAAUAUGGGACACAGCUGGUCAAGAGAGGUAUCGAGCUAUCACUAGUGCAUACUACAGAGGAGCAGUUGGUGCCUUGUUGGUGUAUGACAUAACCAAGAGGCAAACAUUUGAGAAUGUACAAAGAUGGCUUCGUGAACUGAGGGACCAUGCAGAUUCUAACAUUGUUAUUAUGAUGGCUGGAAACAAGUCUGACCUCAAUCAUCUCAGAGCAGUCUCUACUGAUGAUGCUCAAAGUUUGGCUGAGAGAGAGGGUUUGUCAUUCCUAGAAACUUCAGCAUUGGAGGCCUUCAAUGUUGAGAAAGCAUUUCAGACCAUUUUGUUUGAUAUUUACCAAAUUAUAAGUAAAAAGGCACUGGCUGCACAAGAAGCAGCUUCCACUACUAGCGUUCCUCAUGGAACUACCAUAAAUGUCUCAAAUAUGUCUGGUAGUGUGGAGAAGAAAUCUUGUUGCUCCAAUUAA
This is a messenger RNA of Sphenostylis stenocarpa, 651 nucleotides long. Lineage: Eukaryota; Viridiplantae; Streptophyta; Magnoliopsida; Fabales; Fabaceae. The record is from the annotation of a GenBank genome assembly.